AUGCUCUCUACGCAGGCUGAUACAGGUAGUCAAAAAAACACAAUUUUAUCGAAGACUUCUAUACCUGAAACUGAUGUCAUAAUAAAUGAUUCUGGAGCAUGUGGUGUUCUGGUGUUAAAUCGUCCAAAAGCUUUGAACGCUUUAAAUCUGUCCAUGGUUCAAAAAAUAUAUCCAAUUCUUAAACAAUGGGAACAGACAAAGAAGUUAAUUAUAAUAAGAGGGACCGGAGAUAAAGCAUUUUGUGCUGGAGGAGAUGUCAAAUCAUUGGUUUUGGCUUUGAGUCAACCAAAUGGUGAUCAAUUGGGAAAAGAUUUUUUUAAAGCAGAGUACACCUUAAAUCAUCUCAUUGGUACUUAUAAAAAACCAUAUAUUGCCUUAAUAAAUGGAAUAACAAUGGGAGGAGGUGUCGGUUUGUCUGUCCAUGGUAAAUACAGAAUAGCCACUGACAAGACGUUAUUUGCUAUGCCAGAGACAGCGAUCGGCUUAUUUCCCGAUGUGGGUGGCUCAUACUUUUUAUCAAGGCUUAAAGGAAAGUUUGGAUUAUUCUUGGGCUUGACCGGAUAUCGACUGAAAGGUGUUGAUGUGCUGCAUGUUGGAGUUGCAACUCACUUUGUUCCAUCCAAUAAACUUGAAUCUGUAUACAAUGAAUUACUUUUACAAGAUUCGGACAUUGAUAAAGUUCUAGAACAAUAUCUACCAAAGAAUAUAAAACAGGAGUUUAGUUUAAAUCCUUAUACUGAAAUAAUCAAUGAAUGUUUUUCUGCCCCAACGGUCGAAGAGAUCAUCAACAGGCUAGAGGCAAAUAAAUCAGAAUGGGUACAAAAUAUCAUAAAAAUGCUUAAUAAAAUGUCACCCACAGCCCUUAAAGUAACGAAAAAAGCUAUUGACGAAGGAAGUAAAAAAAGUUUAGCAGAAUGUUUGAUAAUGGAAUAUAGAUUAGUUUGCGCUUGUCUUAAGAAAAAUAGCGAUUUUGCUGAAGGUGUACGAGCAUUAUUGAUAGAUAAAGAUCAAAAUCCACUUUGGAAUCCUACAACAUUAGAACAAGUUUCAGACGAUAUUGUAGAGAAAAGAUUUACACCAUUACUUCAAAAUGAUUUAAAGCUAUCGAAAUUAUAAUAUUAUGUAAGGAAACAAUUUAUAUAUAAAUGUAAAUUUAUCGAUGUCUUCUCAAAAUUUGUAUGCAUUUAAUAGCACUUUCUUCUAUAUGUAUAUACACGCGCGCAGGCACGUACAUUUCAUGUAUAUGUGUGUUACGACGCAUGUGUCGAGUCACAAUAAAAAAUAUCUAUUUUCAACCAUAUUAAAAUUAAUUUUGACAUUUAGAUGUGUAAAUUAAAUGCUUUUAGUAUAAAAACAUUGUUUUUAUUCAUGUAAAAUUAACCAAGAAAAUAAUGCACGUAUAGUACCUUACAACUAUUGCAGAUGCACAAAAAACAUGUCAGUCAUUACUAAGUAAACCAAUCACGCAAUCAACAUGAAGCAUCAAUUAUCUUUUUACAAUAAAUUUGCUAGUUUGUGUAAUCAUUCA
This is a messenger RNA of Ceratosolen solmsi marchali, 1528 nucleotides long. RefSeq names its product 3-hydroxyisobutyryl-CoA hydrolase (gene Hibch). Gene Ontology annotation, molecular function: 3-hydroxyisobutyryl-CoA hydrolase activity. The transcript has 7 exons. Gene Ontology annotation, biological process: L-valine catabolic process. NCBI's taxonomy places the organism in Eukaryota, Metazoa, Arthropoda, Insecta, Hymenoptera, Agaonidae. Gene Ontology annotation, cellular component: mitochondrion. The record is from RefSeq and is a predicted model, not a curated record. Bases 1 to 1116 code for a protein of 371 amino acids.